AUGUCUUCUGGAGGUCUUCUUCUCCUGCUGGGACUCCUCACCCUCUGGGCAGAGCUGACCCCCAUCUCCGGCCAGGCCCGGCCAGAGUUGUGUUAUCUUCCUGCUAAACCUGGGCAAUGUGAAGCUUAUAUGCCUCACUUCUACUACAACUCGACUUUCAAUAACUGCCAGGAGUUUAUUUAUGGUGGAUGCAAUGGCAAUGCCAAUAGGUUUAAGACCAGAGAAUGCCACUACACCUGUGUUGAAAAGCCCGGGGUGUGUCCCACGGCCCCUCCAGGCACCAUCACCAUCACCCCUUGUCCCGUAAUGUGUGGAAGCGACUGGGAGUGCAAGGGGAAACAGAAGUGCUGCCAUUAUGCUUGCAUAGUUGACUGCAUGGAUCCUGUCUAA
This is a messenger RNA of Thamnophis elegans (Western terrestrial garter snake), 390 nucleotides long. RefSeq names its product kunitz-type serine protease inhibitor ki-VN-like. Gene Ontology annotation, cellular component: extracellular region. Bases 1 to 390 code for a protein of 129 amino acids. Lineage: Eukaryota; Metazoa; Chordata; Lepidosauria; Squamata; Natricidae. The transcript has 3 exons. The record is from RefSeq and is a predicted model, not a curated record. Gene Ontology annotation, molecular function: serine-type endopeptidase inhibitor activity. Gene Ontology annotation, biological process: negative regulation of peptidase activity.